Messenger RNA from Cynoglossus semilaevis (tongue sole), 2996 nucleotides. It is a transcript of the gene padi2, whose product is annotated as peptidyl arginine deiminase, type II. Gene Ontology annotation, molecular function: protein binding; protein-arginine deiminase activity; calcium ion binding. The transcript has 16 exons. Lineage: Eukaryota; Metazoa; Chordata; Actinopteri; Pleuronectiformes; Cynoglossidae. Gene Ontology annotation, cellular component: cytoplasm; nucleus. The coding region runs from base 156 to 2354 and encodes 732 amino acids. The record is from RefSeq and is a predicted model, not a curated record.
ACACCUCUGGAUGUGGGAUGCCUUCCAGAAAAACCUCACCUAGACAUGUUAGAGACACCUGGAUAAUUCUGUCCGGUCUCUGUCUGAAAGCUCGUAGUCUCUUGUCUCUCUUUAGAUCAUACGCUUGCAGAAAUUACUCGAUUUCCUGACCAGUCAUGUUCCAGGAAACCUCACAGUCCACCGUCCCUGCUUUUCUGCACAAACGCAAAAGUGAAACUGUGGGAUACCAGCGAACACACCGCCUGGACCUGGGGUUUUCGCAUCGGGUUCUCCAUGUAGUUGGGACGGCUCUGAGGGUCACUCUGAACAGGAGUGCCCCUCCCAAAUGCAAAUUCUUCUCAGUGAAGUGCACCCCCACUGUUCAGUACACCAUCGUGCCGUCACCCCAGGACUCAAACCAUCACUCUCCCAUUCCUCUCAAAGACAACACUGUGCUCCUCAUCACCAUGAAACACGCAAGCGAGUUUGAAAAUGACAGCAAGCUGUCACUUAGAUACUACGGAGAAGACAAGGAGGUCCUGGGCAGAGCUGGUCUUUACCUGACUGCUGUUGAGGUCUCUCUUGACGUGGAUGCUGACAGAGAUGGAGUCGUGGAGAAAAACAACCCGAAAAAGGCCUCAUGGAAAUGGGGUCCAGAUGGACACGGGGCCAUCCUGUUGGUCAACUGUGAUUCUGAGAGGACUUACUGGAAGAAACCAGACACCGAGCAUAAAUACGUCUCUAAAGUGUCAGACCUGAAGGACAUGUCACCGAUGGUACUGCGGACCAAAGGUCCUGCCAAGCUUCCGGACGGCUACAAGCUCACCCUGCACAUAUCCCAGAGUGACGCAGAGAGUGUCCGAAUCUUCAGAGCCAAAUCUGGUGAAGGAGACAACGUAAUCCUGUCACAAAACAGCAUCUAUCACUUCUUGAUGAGGGACUACCCCCUGGUCCUCAGCACAGACGUACUGUCACAGGAAGUGCCUUACCUGGGGAAUAACGGAGAGUUGAAAUUUUAUGUGGAGGGUCUCAGGUUUCUUGACAAAGACUUUGACGGCAUGGUCACCAUUAACGUCAGUCUGUUGGAGCCCAUCAGCAAAAGUCUCCCAGAGACGCCCAUUUUCACAGACAAAGUUGUGUUCAGGGUGGCACCCUGGAUCAUGACACCCAACACCCUGAACCCUGUGGAGGUGUUUGUGUGCAGUACACGCGAUAACUACAAGUUUCUGAAGAGCAUGACUAGACUUGUGGAUUCCAGCGGCUACAAGCUUAAGGUCUGCCAUGAGUACAUGAACAGAGGGGAUCGAUGGAUGCAGGAUGAAUUGGAGUUUGGGUACAUUGACUCACCCCAUCAAGGAUUUCCUGUGGUGCUGGAUUCUCCACGUGAUGGGAAACUCCGGGAUUUUCCAUAUGCGGAGAUACUGGGCCCUGACUUUGGUUAUGUGACCAGAGUGGCAGAGAGAGAGGACGUCAGCAGUCUGGACUCCUUUGGUAAUCUGGAGGUCAGUCCUCCUGUUACUGUGAAUGGAAAGAACUACCCACUGGGCAGGAUCAUCAUUGGAGUGGCCUUCCCCACGGCAACUAAAGGACGCAACAUGACCAAAGUAGUCCAAGACUUCCUGUGGGCUCAGAAGGUUCAGGAACCUGUGGCCUUGUUUUCUGACUGGCUUGUUGUGGGUCACGUUGAUGAAUUCAUGACUUUUGUCCCUGCACCUGACAGAAAGCCCAUCACAUAUACAAACAACCCAUCUCCUACAGGAAUAUGUGUGAUGAUGCUCGGUUUGGGGGAGUACACAAUUGAAAAUGGCCCCUCUAACUUUUGUUGGCAGGGCUUCCGUCUACUGCUGGCCAGCCCAGAUGCAGGUUACAAGCUGUUCAGGGGCUUAAAGAACGACGGCCAUGGACAAGCAAAACUAUUUGAGGGCCUGGAACAGGAAACUCAGAUAACGGUGGAUGAAUUACUGGAUGAUGAACAACUCCAGGCUGAAAACAGCUACGUGCAGAGCUGCAUCGACUGGAACAGGGAUGUGCUGAAGAGAGAGCUGGGCCUGGAUGAUGAUGACAUCAUUGACCUUCCAAUCUUAUUCAAGUUGGUGGGUGAUGGGGAUGUGUUCAGGGCUCUGGCUUACUACCCUGACAUGGUAAACAUGAUUGUUUUGGGGAAAAACCUUGGCAUUCCAAAACCCUUUGGACCAAAAGUGAACGGUCGUUGUAGCCUGGAGGCAGAGAUGUGCUCCCUGAUGGGGGGGCUGGGCCUCAACUGCACGUUCAUCGACGACUUUGCCUCCUACCACAAGCUGUUGGGAGAGGUGCAUUGUGGCUCCAAUGUUCGCAGGGAGGCCUUUGGAUUCAAGUGGUGGAACAUAAAGAUGUGAGGAGUAGAUGGGGCGGAGGUUCACACAUUUAACAGCAGCUCACAGAAUAUUUUAGUUUUAAACAGAUGCCACAGACCUGUCUCAAAUAAAAUCACGCUUUUUGUUUGUUUCUGCUUCGUUAGUCUUCAUGUUAACCAUUCUGAGUGAGUAACUAAGAAAUCAAUGCACAAUCUUUGAUAUUAUCAUAGUCAUAUUUAAUAAACAUUUGUAUUGGUUUCAUUUACAAAAAAGGAUGUGAAGCAGUAUUUACAAAUCUUUUGAACAAGAGUUUAAGCAGGUCAAGAACAGUUACAAUCAUUUAAACCAAUCACACAGUGUAUCACUCCCAGUCCGGUGGUGUGGAUGGGCAAUGGAAUGAAACUGGGUUAGAGAAGUAAAAUGGAAGGUAUCGCAUAGUGAUAUGUUUUAAUCUCUCAUAACCACUAGAGGGCACACCUGACCUACUCAAUGAUUUCUGCACGUGUAAAGGGAAGAAAAUUUCAAGUUUGUCAAAUGCAUAAUCAAUCUUCAUCUUUUCAGAUUUUUUUGGCUUUGGUUCAGUGUUUUUAGAAGUUUGCACUUUGUCAAACGGCAAAUACUUUCAUCAUUUAAGCAUCAACAAUAAAAGUCAAAUCAGUUCUAGUUCUCAGACUGGAAUAAAGU